Molecule: messenger RNA, 1433 nt
Organism: Schistosoma margrebowiei
Lineage: Eukaryota; Metazoa; Platyhelminthes; Trematoda; Strigeidida; Schistosomatidae
Source: the annotation of a GenBank genome assembly
AACAACAUCAACACCAACAUGAACAACAACAUGAACAACAACAUGAACAACAACAUGAACAACAACAUCAACAUGUUAACACAUUCUGAACUUGCUGAUAAUUUAAUAGAACAAUCUAAAUUAUUUCAUCAAUUAUAUCAUGAUAAUUUAAUGAAAAUGACAGCAAAAUUAAAUGAUUUUCAAAGAAUUCGUACAUUAGGACAUGGUGGUUUUGGUCAUGUUCUAUUAGUACGUCAUAUUUAUACAAAUAAAUAUUUUGCAUUAAAAAUAUUAUCUAAAUUACAAAUAAUUAAAAAUCAUCAAAUAUAUAAUGUAAUUAAUGAAAAACGUAUAUUAGCUGCAUGUAAUUUUACAUUUAUUAUACCAUUAUAUUAUAGUUUUAAAGAUAAUAAUAAUUUAUAUUUAGUUAUGGAAUAUGCAAUAGGUGGUGAUUUAUUUACAUUAUUACGUCAUAUGAAACAAUUUUCAAAUGAAAUGGUUAAAUUUUAUAGUGCUCAAGUAUUAUUAGCAUUUGAAUAUUUACAUUAUUUAACAAUAAUUUAUCGUGAUUUAAAACCAGAAAAUCUUUUAAUUCAUUCUAAUGGUUUUAUUAAAUUAACUGAUUUAGGUUUUGCUAAAUUAUUACCUAAACAUAAACGUACAUGGACAUUAUGUGGUACACCAGAUUAUAUGGCACCUGAAAUUAUAUUAAAUAAAGGUUAUCAUAAUUCAGUUGAUUGGUGGGCAUUUGGUAUAUUAUUAUAUGAAAUGACUACUGGUUAUCCACCAUUUAUGCAUUAUGAUCAAAUGAAAACAUUUGAAUUAAUUAUUAUUGGUGAUAUUAAAUUUACAAAUCAUUUUAAUCCAUUAUUAAAAGAUUUAAUAAUGAAUUUAAUACAAAUUGAUUUAAGUCGACGUUAUGGUAAUUUAAAAAAUGGUAUUUAUGAUAUUAAAAAUCAUGAUUAUUUUAAAGAUUUAAAUUGGUUACAAUUAUAUCAAUUGAAUAUUGAACCACCAUAUAAACCAUUAUAUAAUAAUAAUAAUAAUAAUGAUUUACAAGAGAUAAAUCAUUUUGAUUAUGAUAAUGAAAUUAAUUUUAAUAUUGCUGAAAAAGAACAAUUUGAAAAUAGUUUUGAUGAUUUUUGAAAUCCUUUUUUUUGUUUGUUUGUUUUCAUGGAUUCAUUCAAUUUCGAUUUGUUAUGGUUGGUUUAAUUGAUUGAUAUGAAUUAUAAUUCAUUUCUUAAUUCAAUGUUAAUUAUGUAAGAAAAUAUAGAAAGAAAGAAAAGAAGAAAGAAAGUAUAGUGUAAAAUAUCACCAGGUGGUAAUGAACAUGAUGUAUUAGCUAAAUUAACACAUUGACCAAUUUUAAUCCAUCUUGGCCAAAAUUUUAAUCCGAAAUCAUACCAUAUAUAAUAUAAUGGACAAUUAUUAUAAUCAUUUAAAAAUUCUUUUAG